Molecule: messenger RNA, 2138 nt
Organism: Protobothrops mucrosquamatus (brown spotted pit viper)
Lineage: Eukaryota; Metazoa; Chordata; Lepidosauria; Squamata; Viperidae
Gene: LIPA
Product: lipase A, lysosomal acid type
Exons: 10
Coding region: 63-1253 (396 amino acids)
Molecular function (GO): hydrolase activity, acting on ester bonds
Source: RefSeq, a predicted model, not a curated record
AGUCGGUGUGGGCGUGGUGUCUCCUUUUCACCCUCCGCCAGCGCCUCGCUUCCCGAGAUAAGAUGUGGCGGCUAAUAAUCACAGCGAUUUUGUUCCAAGGCCUGGUAAAUUCAGCAAUGCUUGAGAGAAGAAAAAGAGGUGUGGAUCCAGAAACAGCCAUGAACAUUAGUGAACUUAUUUUAUUCAGAGGAUAUCCCAAUGAGGAAUAUGAAGUGGUGACAGAUGAUGGAUAUAUCCUAUGUCUGAAUAGAAUUCCUUAUGGGAAAAUAAGUCAGAAAACCAAGGAACCGAAACCAGCUGUGUUUCUGCAACAUGGCCUUCUUGCUGAUGGCAGUAACUGGGUGACCAACCUAGACUACAACAGCCUGGGUUUUGUGCUAGCCGAUGCUGGUUUUGAUGUUUGGUUAGGGAACAGCAGAGGAAACACUUGGUCCCAAAAACACAUCAACUAUACCACAAAGCAAAAAGAAUUCUGGAUGUUCAGUUUUAAUGAAAUGGCUAUGUAUGACAUUCCUGCCUCAGUAAACUUUGUCUUGAACAAAACUGGUCAGGAGCAACUCUUCUAUGUUGGUCAUUCUCAAGGCACCACAAUAGGUUUCAUUGCAUUUUCAGUUUUUCCAGAGUUGGCAAAAAAGAUAAAAAUGUUUUUUGGAUUGGCACCUGUUAUGACUGUGAAGUUUACAUCCGGUGGUUUGGUCAAACUUGGAGAACUUCCUGAAUUUCUGUUUAAAGAAAUAUUUGGAACUAAGCAGUUUUUCCCCCAGAAUGCUGUUAUAAAAUGGCUUGCUACCCACGUGUGCGGCCAGGUUUUAAUUGAUGAUCUUUGUGGCAACUUUUUCUUUCUCCUGUGUGGAUUUAAUGAGAAAAAUCUAAACAUGAGCCGAGUAGAGGUCUAUUCAACACACUGCCCAGCUGGAACAUCUGUCCGUAAUAUGCUUCACUGGUCUCAGGCUAUAAAGUCUGGAGAAGUCAGAGCAUUUGACUGGGGAAGCAGAAAAGAAAAUAUGGCUCAUUAUAAACAGCCAACACCACCUCCCUACAAAAUGGAAAGGAUGAUUGUUCCAACUGCCUUAUGGACAGGUGGCCAUGACUUUCUUUCAGACAGGAAGGACAUUGCCAUCUUACUGACUCUGAUCCCAAAUUUGAUAUACCACAAGGAGAUCCCAGAAUGGGAACAUCUGGAUUUCAUCUGGGGCCUUGAUGCCCCACAGCGCAUGUUCAGAGAUAUGAUUCAGAUGAUGCACAAAGUUUAAUAUGCCCAUUGAUUACUUGAAGUUGUAGUCUCAAAACACUGAUGCAGUUGUGAGAAGGAAGUCUUGCUGUUUACCUAUAUCCACUAUUAUUCUGACACAAGCCUUCCUGCAGUACCUUAAGAAGUGGAAAUUUUGCACUUGCCAUAAGUUUUUUAAACCAUGCAGUUCAAUGGAAAGGCAGAGAAAAGGUACUGAAUGAAACCAAAUGCCCUUGCGGUGCUGCUAUUCUUGCACUAUUCAGAUAAUUUUUGAAACAAGGGGAAGGGAGGAUGACAAUUUAUUGAAGCUUGCUAAUAUCCAUGAUAUUGAGCCUGUGAAAGCUAUUUAAACAUGGCUGCAUAUGUGCGAUUUUAUUUUGAUUAUUUUGUUGGAACAAAUUCCUUUCAGAGUGCACUUAAAUGUUGAAAAAUUUGCAUAGUUUUGAUAAGGAAUCAAUAAGGAUAGUUAGCAAUGGCUUAAGUUUAACAUCUAUGAAAUUUACAUUGACGGCUCAUUCCAAACCACACUCCUUGUUUGCUUAAAAUGUGAAAGAAGCACUUGGAAAGCAGCACCUUGGUAUUCUCUAAACACAAGUGAUCCUGAAAGUAGAUUUUACAAAGUAGAUUUCCUGCCUUAAAAUCCUCCUGUGGAUUUUGCAACACAUACUUAAAGAUGCACCUUUCUGUAAUAUGGAAAGAACAAAUAUUUUCGUUUGUUUCAGUAGGGAGAGACCUGCAGCAGAAGCUUCUUGAGUUUAUAGUCCUGGUUUUGGAAACAGAUGUAUGCAUUAUAUUUCUGGGGCAUCUGGAAGACUUGGGUGUUUUAAAGGGAGUGGGUAUUUUAAAGGCAACAUCAUGUGUAGGGGAGACUGAUCUCUUGGGAAUAAAUUCUUGAUCUUUUAUAACA